Molecule: messenger RNA, 1912 nt
Organism: Eupeodes corollae
Lineage: Eukaryota; Metazoa; Arthropoda; Insecta; Diptera; Syrphidae
Gene: CCT3
Product: T-complex protein 1 subunit gamma
Exons: 4
Coding region: 123-1754 (543 amino acids)
Biological process (GO): protein folding
Cellular component (GO): chaperonin-containing T-complex
Molecular function (GO): ATP binding; ATP hydrolysis activity; ATP-dependent protein folding chaperone
Source: RefSeq, a predicted model, not a curated record
AUAACUUAUGGGACAGCCUAGAAGUAGAACAUACAUAACCUUUCGUCAUCUUGAAUCGCCGCAGAUAGCACGAGUUUCUUUUCCUUCGAAGUCUAACAUUAUCCAUUUAAAUUAAAUUAAACAUGUUUGGAGGACAGCAACCUAUAUUAGUUUUGAGUCAAAACACAAAGCGAGAAUCAGGCCGCAAAGUUCAGCUGGAAAACAUCAAUGCUGGUAAGGCAAUUGCCGAUGUUAUCCGAACAUGCUUGGGUCCACAAGCAAUGUUAAAAAUGCUUAUGGAUCCAAUGGGGGGUAUUGUCAUGACAAACGAUGGAAAUGCUAUUCUCCGUGAGAUUACUGUCCAGCAUCCAGCUGCGAAAAGUAUGAUUGAAAUCGCUCGCACUCAGGAUGAAGAAGUUGGUGAUGGCACAACAUCUGUUAUUGUCUUGGCUGGAGAGAUGCUCGCCGUUGCUGAACCCUUUCUGCAACAGCAAUAUCAUCCAACUGUAAUCAUUCGUGCGUAUCGUGAGGCAUUGGAGGACAUCAUUAAGCACUUGCAGAACGAUCUGAGCAUCCCAUUAGAUGUGAACAACAAAGAACGUAUGGCUGAAGUAGUUAAAGCUUGCGUUGGAACUAAAUUUAUUGGAAAGUGGUCUGAUUUGGCAGUAAAGAUUGCUCUUGACGCCGUCAAAACAGUUACUCUAACCGAAAAUGGCCGUUUGGAAGUUGAUAUUAAACGAUAUGCUAAAGUCGAAAAGGUUCCUGGGGGAUCUCUUGAAGAUUCGUGUGUCUUGCGCGGUGUUAUGCUCAACAAAGAUGUGACUCACGCUAAAAUGAGGCGUUAUAUCGAGAAUCCACGUAUUGUUUUGCUGGACUGUUCUUUGGAGUACAAAAAGGGCGAAAGUCAGACAAAUGUGGAAAUUGUUGGCGAACAAGAUUUCUCCAGAAUGCUCCAAAUUGAAGAAGAAUACGUUCAAAAAAUAUGUGCAGAUGUUAUUGCUGUCAAACCUGACAUCGUCUUCACAGAGAAGGGUGUCUCCGACCUGGCACAACACUAUUUGCUUAAAGCUGGCAUAACAGCUAUUCGCCGCCUUAGGAAGACAGAUAACUUGCGUGUAGCACGUGCCUGUGGGGCCACAAUAAUUAAUCGUACAGAAGAACUAACAGAAAAAGACGUGGGAACAGGAGCUGGUCUAUUUGAAGUUAAAAAGAUCGGUGACGAAUACUUCACUUUCAUCACCAACUGUAAGGAUCCAAAGGCCUGCACCAUCCUCUUACGAGGAGCUUCAAAGGACAUCCUGAACGAAACUGAGCGUAAUUUGCAAGAUGCUCUACAUGUCGCUAGGAAUUUAGUCCUUGAACCAAGACUAGUUGCUGGUGGUGGAGCUGUUGAGAUGGCUGUCUCUCAAUUGCUAACAAGAAAGCAACUGAAGGGGCCUUACACUGCUGUUGCCCAAGCCUUGGAAAUAAUUCCACGUACUUUGGCUCAAAACUGCGGAGCUAAUACGAUUCGUACUCUGACCGCAUUGCGUGCCAAACACGCCUCCCACUCCGGCGAUGGAGUAUGUGCCUGGGGAAUUGAUGGUGAAACUGGCCAAAUUGUCGAUAUGAAUGUUAAAGCUAUUUGGGAACCACUAGCCGUUAAGAUGCAAACCUACAAGACUGCUGUCGAAACUGCUAUUCUUUUGCUUCGUAUUGAUGAUAUUGUCUCAGGAUCUAAGAAAAGGAAGGACAAUGAGCCAAUGCAUCCUGGUGCUGCUGCAGCUCAAGAAUAAGAUAUUUUCUAUUUUUUGUUCUCAUUCCCUUCAUCAAUAUGUCACAUACAUUUUUGCUUUUACAAAGAAGGUUCUUUCGUCACGCAUUUCUUUCUGUAUUAAUUCUUUUAAUUUUAUUUUGUCAAACUAAUAAAAUAUAAACAAAAAAACACUAAUAA